Molecule: messenger RNA, 1104 nt
Organism: Sorex araneus (European shrew)
Lineage: Eukaryota; Metazoa; Chordata; Mammalia; Eulipotyphla; Soricidae
Product: deoxyribonuclease-2-alpha-like
Exons: 5
Coding region: 1-1104 (367 amino acids)
Biological process (GO): apoptotic DNA fragmentation
Molecular function (GO): deoxyribonuclease II activity
Source: RefSeq, a predicted model, not a curated record
AUGGCUGCACUGAGGCUGCUGCUGGUGGCCGCACUGCUGUGGGUCCCUGCAGGGACCCUGACCUGCAUCGGGGACUCGGGCCGGCCAGUGGACUGGUUUGUCAUCUACAAGCUCCCUGUCAACUGUCAGAACGGCCCUGGGGAGCCCGGUGCACCUGUGUACUGCAUGGAUGAUUCUGAAGUGCCCGACGGUCUUUGGUACAAGUACUUGGAUGCCAACACAGGCAGCUGGCAGGAUGGCGUGGGCCCCAUUGACAGCACACAGGGGGCCCUGGGCCUCAGCCUGAGACCAUUCUAUGAAAAAAAUGCCAACCAGCUGCCCGCCCAGGGGUUCCUGCUGCAGGCCCUGAUCCCUACCUCUGCUUUAGGGCUGAUGCUCCUGGACCAAGUUGAAGGUUUCUGGCUGAUUCACAGUGUGCCCAGGUUCCCUCAACCUGCCCGAACUCACACAUACCGCUGGCCCGACACUGCGACCCGAAACGGGCAGACGCUGCUGUGCGUGUCCUUUCCCCUGGCCCAGUUCCAAAACAUCGGCAAACAGCUCGCCUACACCUACCCCCUGGUGUAUGACUUCCAGUUGAAGGGGGACUUCAGAAACAAGCUGCCUGAGCUGGAGGAUGUGAUUCGAGGACAUCAUGUGUCCCAGCCCCCGUGGAACAGGAGUGUGACCCUCACAUCCAGGGCAGGUGCCAUCUUCUGGAGUUUCGCCAAGUAUACAGAUUUCAGAGUUGAUCUGUAUUCGGGUUGGCUGGCAGCAGCUCUCAGUAGCGAACUAUGGGUGCAGUUCUGGCGCAGAAAGGCCAUACCUUCUCACUGCUCCAGCCCUUAUCAGGUGUACGAUGUCACCCAGAUCAGCUUUCCUGGUGGACCAACCUACAACUCCACUAAAGACCACUCCAAGUGGUGUGUUGCCCAGGACAAGCUUUGGACCUGUGUGGCUGAUCUGAAUAGGAACUCUGGGGGGUACCUCCGAAGUGGGGGUGUGCUGUGCGCUCAGAUGCCCAACCUCUGGAAUGCCUUCAAGGCUCUGGUGGCCAGGUACCAACCCUGCCCACACGAGACUGUUUCUCCAGACCUCCUGGAGAAUCUAAACACUGGGCUCUGA